Clunio marinus is the source of this 264-nucleotide messenger RNA. The record is from the annotation of a GenBank genome assembly. Lineage: Eukaryota; Metazoa; Arthropoda; Insecta; Diptera; Chironomidae.
AUGAGAUCUAGGCAUCCAGAUGGAAGGCAAUUAGCUGGCAAGUGCCUAGUAUGGCACAAAGUACUGCUUCUUAUAACUCAAUGGAAAGAAAAACUCAAUUAUGUUGUGGUGCACUUGAAACUCUUUUUUUUCUUAAUUCUUAUGAGGGAGAAAUAUAAACAAACACCCAACAAUAAUUCAACAAUCGAAAAAUUACUUUUUGCAAGUCAGGAGACUUCUGAAGUUCUGAAGGCAACAAUAUUAAAAUUAACUGUGCAACAGUGA